UGUGAUGAAUCGCUCCCCGUUUAUGUAAACGGUGUCAAACCAGAACUCACUUACAACGGGGAGAAACUGAAAUUUGGUAUGGGAGCGGUCAAAGACUCAUAUGGUGCAGCUCCAUUCCUUCAAAUCCCAGUUGGUGACGGAUCACAGCUACGGGUGCCAAAAGCAUUUUAUCAUUAUACGGAAAGAGACUUGGGAGCAGAUGCAGGUUGGGGUGUACCUAGCGAUGGUAGGCUUAUGGCACUGAACACCUUGGUGAAGAACAAUAGAAAGGAAAUAAAUGGUGUCUAUUUACCUUUCCCGAAUAUGGAUCCCAUCAAUCUGCAUUUCAUUUCACAAAAGAUCUGCCGAAUUUCUUCCGAAGUUGAAUGCGAGGAAGCGCUACUGCACUACCACAGGACAAAAGCUAAUGCUCUUCGACAACAAAGCAAACCCUUGCAUCAACAACUUCUCAACUUGAGCGAUUUGACCUCUUAUUCGACACUGCGCGACCGGGAAGGCGGUGGAUUGGGAGUCGUGGUUGGGGUCCCUGGUUACGAUCCCUUGUACGUAGGAGCUGCAUUAGAUGCAAACAAAGAUGCCAAACUAGGACUUCGAUUUUCGCCGCCUGAAUGA
Messenger RNA from Cylicostephanus goldi, 612 nucleotides. NCBI's taxonomy places the organism in Eukaryota, Metazoa, Nematoda, Chromadorea, Rhabditida, Strongylidae. The record is from the annotation of a GenBank genome assembly.